UGUAAAUUUGUUAUAAAUUGAGGUGAUUCAUUAUAAAUGUUUUUAGAUCUAAUGAAUACAUGGCUUUGUAAGGUAGCUCUCUAAAAGAUUAUGUCUUUGAUUAGGAGGCCAUACUUUGGAAUUAACUUGCUUGAAUCGCAUUAGGUAAUUUGAAAAAAAAUUAAUUAGUUUGAAAGGCUCUUUUGCUCAUGCAUGCCUUCAAAAAUGUAAAAUGAUAAAAUUAACACAAUUUGGGAUAAUUUUUUUGAGGAUGACAUUGAUAAUCAAAUUGCUCCCCUUAAAAAACAAAAUGUUCUUUUUUAUUUCUAUUGGGAUGGACUUUCAUUUGUGAAUAACAAAUCAACAAUUUAUAGUUGUUAUGCGAAUUGCGAAUUGUGUAAAAAUGAAGAUUAUUUAAAAUGA
Molecule: messenger RNA, 402 nt
Organism: Paramecium pentaurelia
Lineage: Eukaryota; Ciliophora; Oligohymenophorea; Peniculida; Parameciidae
Source: the annotation of a GenBank genome assembly